AUGUCAAAAGCUUCCCUCUUCGAUAUGCCUUCUGUGAUUACCCAGAGCCAUUCUAUGCUAAGCAAGUAUGUGAAUUCUAUUAUUCCUCCUCUGUUGAUACCAGUGCUCAAACCAUUACCAGAACCAUUGGUGAUGAUUAAUCUAGGGGGAAAGAAGUCAUCAUAUGUUCCUUAUCCUCGUUGGCUUGGUCUAAUCUUGGAUCAUAAUGAAGAGGUUUACAGUAUCAGUCACGGAACCAUCAUUCCUAUUCAUGGCCUCUCCUCAAAGAUCAUCAAUGCUGCUCCUUCUGAUGGAGAUAAGCAUAUUACCCAGAAAAUGGCAAAUUAG
Messenger RNA from Lactuca saligna, 327 nucleotides. The record is from the annotation of a GenBank genome assembly. Lineage: Eukaryota; Viridiplantae; Streptophyta; Magnoliopsida; Asterales; Asteraceae.